Messenger RNA from Macrosiphum euphorbiae (potato aphid), 1818 nucleotides. Lineage: Eukaryota; Metazoa; Arthropoda; Insecta; Hemiptera; Aphididae. The record is from the annotation of a GenBank genome assembly.
AUGGAUCGUUGGCUUAACAAAUCAAGAAAUACAGUGGGAUCAUCCUCAUCAGAUGCAAAUGAAAAUAAAUGUGUCACACCGAAUAAUAGUGCGAGUUUAAAAAGAGCAAAUAGUCCACCUAACAAACAAUCUGAUACAGGGACAUCUGCCACUACAGUAAGUAAAAGAAGAAAAUAUGACGAAAAUUAUAUCUCUUUUGGUUUCAUACAUGAAAAUAGUUAUCCACAGUGCGUUGUAUGUAGUAAAGUUUUUCCGAAUAGUUCAAUGGUGCCAGCCAAAUUGCGCCGUCAUUUGGAAACUAACCAUACAAACGUCAAAGAUAAACCUGUUGAUUAUUUUAUUCGAUUGCGUGAUCAACUUUUAAAGAAUAAGAACUUUAUAGCUGAAGUAACAAAAACGGAAAAUGAAAAAGCAACAGAGGCAUCUUAUAUGGUCAGUUAUCGUAUAGCUCAGGCUGGUAAAGCUCAUACAAUUGCCGAAAAUCUAAUCAAACCUUGCGUGAAUGAUAUUGUUAGUUGUAUGUUAGAUGAAAAGGCAGUCAAAAAAAUAAAUACUAUUCCGCUUUCCAACGAUACCGUUAGGCGUAGAAUUAACGAUAUAUCAACUCACAUAAAAUCGGAAUUAAUAUCUCGUCUUAAAUGUAAUAAUUUUGCUUUACAAAUGGACGAAUCCACUGACGUUUCUGGAUUAGCUGUAUUGCUUGUAUUCGUUAGGUAUAAAUAUCAAACUUCUCUUGAAGAAGACCUCUUAUUAUGUCAACCUUUGUCCACUUAUACAACUGGUUAUGAAAUCUUCAAUAUGUUGAACAAUUUUUUUGAAAUAGAAGGAUUGACUUGGGAUAAUUGUAUUGAUAUUUGUACAGAUGGAGCGAAGGCAAUGGUUGGAAAAACUGCUGGCGUGGUUUCGCGAAUUAAAGAAGUAACCAACAAUUGUAGUAAUAGUCAUUGCAUUUUUCAUCGUCAAGCACUUGCUAUUAAAAAGAUGCCAAUACCUCUUAAAAAUGUACUUGAUGAGGCAGUGAAGAUUAUAAAUUUCGUAAAAUCUCGACCAUUGAGCACAAGACUGUUCACAAUUUUGUGUGAAGAUAUGGGAAGUAUGCACAAAUCACUACUUUACCAUACCGAAAUAAGAUGGCUUUCUCGGGGAAAAACACUUGUACGCUUACUCGAAUUGCGCAAUGAAUUGUACGUUUUUUUCACCGAUCACCCAUUUAAUUUACAGCUCAGACUUAGUGAUAAAAUUUGGUUAUUUCGACUUAGUUACUUGGCUGAUAUUUUUACAAAAUUGAAUGAAGUGAACUUAUCAAUACAAGAAUCGAUUGAUGGUAAUAUUGAAGAUUUUGAUGAAAUAUAUGGCGAAAUUGAACAACAUUUAAAUGAAAUACUAUCGUCAUUAGAAAAAUAUUUUCCAGAAAGUAAAGACAUAGAAUUUAUCCAACGAUAUAAUUGGGUUAAAAAUCCGUUUUUAAUCAACGAUAAGCCCGAAGAUUUAUCUAUAACGGAGUAUGAAGAAUUUAUUGAAAUGACCACCGAUUCAUCUUUAAAAACUUUAUUUGAUAAAAUAUCAUUAACAGAUUUUUGGUGCAGUAGCAGUAUUACUAACGAAUAUCAAUCUCUGGCUAAAAAAGCUAUCUUAGCACUUCUUCCUUUCGCAACAACAUAUCUAUGUGAAACCGGAUUUUCAUCAUAUGCAUCAAUGAAAACCAAAUAUCGUAAUAAAUUGGAUGCUGAAGCAGAUAUGCGUAUUCAACUCUCGCCUAUCAAGCCAAAUAUAAAAAUACUGGUCAAUAAAAAAAGCCAACAUCACGGAUCACAUUAA